Contarinia nasturtii (swede midge) is the source of this 6236-nucleotide messenger RNA. RefSeq names its product protein distal antenna-like. Lineage: Eukaryota; Metazoa; Arthropoda; Insecta; Diptera; Cecidomyiidae. The transcript has 2 exons. The record is from RefSeq and is a predicted model, not a curated record. The coding region runs from base 2058 to 4094 and encodes 678 amino acids. Gene Ontology annotation, molecular function: DNA binding.
CAUCGGUCCACUGGUGACGAAGAUAAAACAGUCGGUUUUUGGUGAUCGAUUCGUUUGUUGUGAAAUGAAAAUAAACGCUUAUCAGUCAGUAAACGCAUGUGAUUCAAGACACUGACAUACAUAUAUAUAUAUGAAAAUCUUUCCGAUAAAUUCGCGAUCGAAUGUGCUCGCGCUUGUGUGGAAAUAUCUAUAAUAAUAUAAACUAAGUGUUCAUUUAAAAAAGAAACAUUGACAUUUUUCUCUAAAGAACGUUAAAAAAUAAUAAUACAAUAAAUCGAUCGAGUGAGAGAGUGGAAAUAAAAACACAUACGCGGUCGAACCAUAAAAUUGCGUGCAUCAUCAUUUAAGGCGAAAAAUAAAUAACAACGACAACAAUUCAAACAAAGUAAGCGAAACGCUCAUUCAAAACAUUCAGCAAAACAGAGCACGACAAAAAAAACCGUCAUCGGUUUUGCGUGAAGUAAAAUUUUUUUCUCUCGCAUAUCACACAAAACCAAUGUAUUUUGAUCACUUGACGCGAUUCUGGUCAUUCAGAGUUAGGUUUUCAUGAUAAAAAUAAAUUAAUUCAAUGCAAUUCGAGAGAUAGCAAGAGAUAAGACAUACAAUAAUAAAUAAUAAUCAUUUGCGGUUGGUUUUGACGAAUAACAGCAACGUUAUCAAUACAAGAGAGACGCAAGGAGAGCGACAGAGAUAAAUUACAAAGCCGAACGUGUCGAUCUCAUUUUAAAAAUCAGUUUAAAUUAUUUUUUUUUCUCCUUCCGAAACAAUUACAAGCAGUCAAGUGUGACGACUUCAACUUCAUCGUGAUCCCGAAAAGCGGCGAUUUCAUUUGACAAGCACAUACAAAAACAAAGGCCAAUAUUUUUUUUUCGCUCUCGUUCAUUACAAGCAUCACAUUAGCACAUGCAAAUAUCCAUUAUUGCAUUUUCUUUGGCAAAGUCAGUUGCAUACGGUGAGACACACAUUCGUUCUGUUUGAAGAGAGAUUGUACUGAAUGUGCUUAUGAUUGAAUAAGCGUCACUGUGUAUGUAUUUGUUUUGCCUGUAUGCGUUUAUAUUUGUGCGUUACGCGUUUGCAUUCAACCACUCAUACCUCGGGUACGGACACACCAUAAGUUCGGCAUUUGUCUUCGUGCGUGCAAUAUAAAUAAUAACGUCGUAGCCGUUGUCGUCGUUGUCGUCUCACGUUGUACGAAACAACAUCGGGAGUAAGCGAAGGAAGAACACAGUGUAUUUGGUUGGGUUCGGAUUCGCAUUUCACUGUGAGCGUUUGGACGUUUUAGGCAGACGAAAGAGAGAAAGAGAAGAGAAAAAAAAGAAGAAAGAGUGCGACGGAACAACAGCAUACGAACCAAAACAAUCGUCAUUAGUUAUUGCUACUACCGCUUAUUCCAGUGUGUUGUGCGUUUAUAACAAUACCAUUCGUCUGAUCGUCAACGUCGCUCGUGCAGUUUAUGUUUUUUUUUUCUCGUUUGUCCGUUUAUUCUGCAUGUAUUUGCUCGUGACGUCGAAUAUAAUAAUUUUUUCGGCGGUGCUCAUUAACUAGAAAGUGUGUGACGGUGGAACGGGGUUGAUGCCAAUUUUACACUGCAACAUCACUCACACUCAGUGCACACUAGCCAAUUUGAACACGCGCUAAUUUAGUUCGGCUCUUGACUCGAAAUCAAAACGGUUAUUUCAAUUCGACAUUCAAACACAAAAAACCAGUCGAAGCAUACAGAUCACAUCGCACAAAAACAAGGACUUAGUGUAUAUUUUUAAGAGAUACAAAUUUGAUGUGAUCAAAACAUUCUUGUUUUUUUCAUUUUGUUUAAAUAAAAAAAAAUAACCAGUGCAAAAAGAAAACAAUUUAAUUCAAACAAGUUAUAAUAAUUAUUAAUAGCAUAUUUCCACACAAAACAAAAAAUAACGUGACUUAUAUUAAAACCGUGCAAGGGAAAAAAGUAUCAGUUUGGUGAAUAUUUGUUUUCUUUUUUUUUUAAAUUGAUGUUAACUCAAUCAGAAGUCAUCCAGUGAGAGAAAAUUGCUUUCCGUUUUCAUCAGAGACGAACAUCUAUUAUGGAUUUAUACAAAGUUAAUGCCGUUGCAAUGUCAGGCAACAAAGGGAAGCGUCCGUUGCGUCACUUAACGGCCAGCGAUAAAAUCGAUGCAAUUCAACGUAUUCACGAUGGUGAAUCAAAGGCGUCUGUGGCUCGUGAUAUCGGUGUGCCAGAGUCAACGUUGCGUGGUUGGUGUAAAAAUGAAGAGAAACUUCGUAAUAUGUCACGUCAAUCACAGCCAUUGGAUAAUAAACUCAGCUUGGAUAAACUAAAUGAAAAACUGGCCGGCGAAGCAAUCAAUAGCCUAUUGGGCACACCACAAAAUAAACGCUCAAAAUUGGACACAUCUUUGCCAAUGAAUUUUGGUUCAAAUGGCAUGAAUGGUAAAUUGAAAUACGAAGAUUUUUCAAAUGGUCGCAAUUCGCUCGGUGGUUUGGAUAUGGCCAGUCUUGGCUUCAAUGGUUUGUCACACAAUGAUUUCAAUGCAUACAAAUCGGUCAAUGAUUUUUCAUCGCCGAAAUCGGCAAACGGUUACAAAGGAUAUGGUGGUGAUUUUUCAAAACCAACCGAUCCAACAAAAGCCGAUUUAUCGAUGUCAGCAAUCAGUCCAUUGUCAAGUCUAACACAUUUCAUGCAAAAUCCACAAGCAUUAAGCUUCAACGAUAUCGCAUCAAAUUUGAGUCUAUUUGCACAUUUCAACAGUGCCAAUUUAAAUUCACUGGCUGGUAUGUCACCGCUUGCAAAUAGUCCACUUGGAAAUGGUUCAAGUUCCAGCAAUUUACGCAACGUACGACCAAAACCAAGCUCAAGCUUAAGUCCACGCAACGAUAGCGAAAAGUCACAAGGACUAACCGUUAAAAAUUUAGCCAAACUCCAAAAAAAUGCACCCGAAGAAUUUGAUAUGUUGAGUAAAUUAAAGAAAGCAAACACAGCAACCGGACGUGAAUUGGAUGAUAAUCCACUCUCAUACUGGAUUAAACAACAGCAACAACAAAAUAUGGCCAAUUUAAAUAGUUUGUAUGGGGCCGGUGCAAGUCCAAGCCAUAUGUCACCAAUGAAUCAGAAUGGUGGCAAUCAACGCCCAAAUCUAUCGAAUAUUCCAACAUCAACCACAUCCCCGCCACCAGCAAUGAACACACCAUACACAUCAUCAACAAAACCACCAUUCGCUGACAAUCCACAAGCUUCAGAUUGGUUCUUGCAAUUGUACAAUACAUUCGGUAAUUCGUUAUUAACAAAAAUGGCGGCCGCUGCAGCCGGUGCAAGUGUUGGUGCCGAAAGUAAUGGUGAAUCGCAUAAAAAUGCUGAAAAUGGAAACGAUGUUAAACCAACACCGUCAAUCUAUGAAAAUAUCUUAUAUUCAACAUUAACAAAACAAGCAUCAUCAUCGUCGACACCGAGCCCAUCGGAUUCGAUGAACAACAAUGACAACAAAGAGGGUAACAAUGGAAAACCCGAAGAUUUAUCACAGCCAAAAUGUUCACCAUCGAAUAAUGAUCGCAGCACACCGACCAGUUCGUUGAAGGUAAAAUCGGAACCGGGCGAUGGUUCACCCGAAAAUAAUCGUACAGCCGAAUCAUCAUCGCCACUCGAUGUAGCCGAUUGUAAAGUUGGCAUUAUUAAUGUGAAAAACAUGCUAAUGAAUGAUGCUGAUAAAGUAUGCUCAAGUCUGUUAUCAAACACAUCAUCGGCAAAUGUACGCGAUAUUUUAGAUGAUUUGCUGUGUAAAGCAUCGGCCGCAAAUAACAACAAUAACACAAAGGACAACACAAAUGUCAAAGACGAUAUCGAUGAGGCGAUGGCAAUUGAUACACAAAAUGGUGAUGAUGAUAGAGCCCGGGCAAAUAGCCCAUUCGAGGCCAUCGAACACGGUGAACAAUUUUUGAAGUGGCUCGAAUCGUGCAGCGAUCCAACCAUUACCGCCAUUCAGGUAAUGCAAUUCAAAACAUUAUUAAACAGCAUCAAAUCAAGUGCUAUACGAAUGUCAAACGAAAAUGGUACGACAACCGCUACAUCGGACCAAGAGCAACGAAUUCGUAUACGCAAACGAAAAUAGGAGCAACCAAAACAAGCCCUUCACUACGUUACAAUGAAUACCAUACAGGAUGAAAGUAGUAGCAGCAACAACAACAACAACAAAAAUGAUAGCAGCAUUGAUAUUGACUGGCAUUGGUGCAGUUUCAAGAGUCUUUACCCAUACGACGAUGACACACAAACAAUUUACAACGACGAUGACGACGAUGACAGCCACCAUGCAUUUUUAGUUGAUUUUUUGAAUUAAGCACCAUGGUAUUUAAAAAAAAAGAAGAAGAAAAAACAAAAAUUACACAACAAAAAAAAACAAUUUAGCUCAGCGUUAUAUUUAUUGCGCGCCCGUGUGUCGCACACAAAAUAGCACACACAUACACACAUUUUAUUCGAAACAUACAUGUAUGUUAUUAAAUAUAUUGUAUUGAAUGAUAAAGGAAAAAUGCUGUAAAGUAUUUAUUAUAAUCAUAAUUAUCAAUGAGAAUAUGAAAGAGAAUUCGAAUGAGACAAAGAUGAAAAAGAAGUUAAAACUUUACCGAACGUAAAUCAAUCAAGAAUUAACAAACACUUCGUCAAAUUUAUUUGCUGCAAUGGAUUUUUUCCCCAUUUUUGAUUUCGAUAUGUGCUAAAUGUAGAGAAAAUGUACGAAUACAAACAUGAUAUAUAGAUAUUUGAACACACACACACAUGCCACAAUACACUUGAUGAUAACCAAAUACGUAAUAGCAAAUAUGUAAUUUAACCAAUCACGAUAAAACGAAAUUAACAACAAAAAAAAAAAACAACAAAAAAAUUAUUUCAUGUUCAAUGAUAAGCAUUUUCAAGAAUAUCAUACAAUUUUUUAAAAAAGAUUUUUUUUUGCAAAAUUGUUUAAUUAGUAUUGUGGAGAAGAGUUUUAUGAAGUCAAAAAUCAUUAAAAUAUUUUGUAAAUAAAAUGAGAAAAAAAUGAGAAAAAAAAAAAUCAUCUUUAGCACAUUCCGCAUAGAAAAACACUAAUAUGGGAAAUAUAUACGUAAAAAUUCACAGUAUUUUAUAUCAAUUCUUGUAAAUAAGCCCAUGCGCCACAUUUGGACAUGGAAGAAAAUUGAACAAUUUAUUUUGAAAUCUAUUGUACACGUUUAAACAAAAAAAAAAAAUUAUAACAAAUAAAAUGAAAGCAAACACAAAUCAAUAUUUGAGCGAGUUGAUGCAUUCACUAAAUCGAAAAAGAUGGAAAAAAAGAAUCACAACAUUUGUUCAUGUUCUUUGCUCAUCUCCUUCGACUAUAUAUUCAAUUCCAUUCAUAUUAGCGAUAAAAAUGAGUCAAACGUAAUUCAGUGUUUUAAGGAAAAAAGAAAACAAUUCUUAGGUGGAAUAAAUAUAAAUAAAGUAGAGCAAUUGUCAUUGAGAGAAAAAAAUCAAUGAAGAAACACAUAUACGUAAUAAAUUUUCUUCUAAACAAAAAUUGUGAAGAGCCAGAGACAGAGAAAAUCAUCCCGAAAAUACGUAGCAAUGCUUCACUAGACAGUACUUUGUUCACAUAUACACAGAAACACAAACCGCAGUCAACGUCGUAUUACAUUUUUGUUAAAUCAUUCGCAUCGAUCUUUGUAUAUAAAAAUGGAUGUCGAAUCAAGAGAGAGAAAAAAACGAACAUACCAAUUGCUGCAACUACAUCACACAAAUUAUUUUAGACAAAUUUUUACGUUCUUAAUAACUAAAUAAUAUAUAUUGUAAUUAAUUUGAUAUAUAAAUACAUAUAUUUUCUUUUCUGUUGUAAAUACUCAUGAGUUAAAUAUAUCAUCGCGAAUGUAUUCAAAGCGUGAAGUAGCCGCAUUCGAACUGGCAUUUCACAUCAAUAUUUUAGUUAAUUUUAUUUUUGUUUUAUUAUUAUUAAUUUGAAGCAGUUUCCAUGCGUCGUGCAACUUGAAUAAUAAUUUAACGAAACGCUCAAUUGGUUCAAUCCAUUUCGUUAUGUUUUUUUCGCCCAGUUUAACGUUUUUUCGACGAAACAAACAUGAGACGAAUAAAUGAGACAAACAUUAUUACACACAGAAACAAUGGAAUCGUAUUUAAAAUUAGAAUUACUCAAUUUUAAUCUUAUUGUGAUCUCUUCUAAUGCAUAAUUUCAAAAUGAAUAGAAAAAUAAAUACAAAAAAAAAAACACACAACAACAAAAACCUAAUCAUUA